ACAACCACAGAGGGCAGGAGUGUCAAGGCAGGGAACAGCCUCUGUUUCUGAUCAAGUGCCUUCCUCUUCCAGCCUCUUCCCAACAUCAGAGAGCUCCUACUUGAAGGUUUUCAACCUCAAAUUCACCAUCCUCAACCUGUUCUACACAACAGACAUGGGUCAAAGGGGCUCCAGCAAAUUCAACUCCAUUGAGGAUGUCCUGCAACCUCUGAUCAACAACUUGUUUAGAAAAAGCAGCUUUGGCCCUCACUAUUUUGGAUGCAGGCUGACUUUGUUAAGGUCUAUGAAGAAUAGGAUAGCAACAGCAGUGGAUGUCGAAUGUGCUUAUCAGGAAGAUUCCUCCGCCCCUGUCCUGGACCGAGAGAAGAUUUACUGGGAGCUGAGUGAACAGACCCAUGGAAAAACAAGGCUGGGACCCUACAUUCUACAUAAGGAAAGCCUUUAUGUGGAUGGGUAUACCCAUCAGAUACCAACCACCACCACAAACACCUGGAGACCCAGUCUAGAGGCUUUCACCCUGAACUUCACCAUCACCAACCUGCUGUACACAGAAGACAUGGGGCAGAAGGAUUCCAUCAAAUUCAAGUCCACUGAAAAGAUUCUUCAGAAUAUGCUUGGCCCUUUGUUUGAGAACAGCAGCCUUGGUUCCAGUUAUUCCAGGUGCAAACUGACUUUCCUAAGACCUCUGAAGAAUCUGACAGUGACUGAAGUAGGUGUCAUCUGCCUCUAUCAGAGUGAUUCCACUGGUCCCUUCCUGGAUAGAGAGAGGGUUUACUGGGAAUUCAGCAAUCAGACUGGGGGCAUCACUAGACUGGGGCCCUAUACACUCGACAGGGACAGUCUCUACCUCAAUGGUUAUAACCAUCACUUACAAUCUUCCACCUCUACUCCUAUCCAGACCACAAUCCCUUCAAGAAUUUCCUCAGCUCCUUCACUACUGACCAAUUCCUCAGCAUCUGGCAGGUUUAGCCUGGAGUCUUUUACCCUGAACUUCACAAUCACCAACUUGCUCUGCACAGCAGACAUGGGACAGCCAGGUUCCCAAAAGUUCAACGCCACUGAAAGAGUCCUAGAGCACCUGCUCAGCCCCUUGCUUGAAAACAGUAGCCUUGGCUCUGACUAUUCUGGAUGCAGGCUGACCAUGCUGAGGCCCGUACAGAAUGGGACAGCAACCGAAUUCCUGUGUGGCCACUGGAAAACUCCCGCCACCCCUAGCCUGGACAGGAAGAAAAUUUACUGGGAGCUGAGCAAUCAGACCCAAGGUAUCACCAGGCUGGGUGCCUAUACCCUGGACAAUAAGAGCCUCUAUCUCGAUGGAUACAGCUAUCAGAUGAAUCUUUCCUCCUCCACAAGUGCUGGAGGUCCCAACUUUGAGCCUUUCACACUGAAGUUCACCAUCACCAACAUGAGGUACACAGCAGACAUGGGGGAAAGGGGCUCCAGCAUAUUCAUCUCCACUGAGAGAGUGCUGCAGCGCCUGCUCAGUUCCUUGUUUGAAAAGAGCAGCCUUGGCUCUCAGGAUUUUGCAAGCAAAUUGACCUUACUGAGGCCUAUGAAGGAGGGAAGAGCAACCCUAGUUCAUUUCACUUGCAUCCAUCGGAGAGAUCCUUCCAGCCCUGUCCUAGAUAGAGAAAAAAUUUACUGCGAGUUGAGCUAUCUGACCUGGAGCAUCACCAGGCUGGGCCCCUACACAUUAGAGAAGGAUAGCCUCUACCUCAAUGAUUACAAUCAUUUGGCCAUGGCCCCCACCAAAAUGCGUGAGUGUCUCUAUUGGAAAGGGAAUAGUUACUUCAUUUUACCUUUCACCUUCAAGACUGAUUGGAUUUCCUGGUGAUAAUGACAAUAAUACCAUUCAUAUAUUAUUUAAUAUGUUAUUUCAUUUGAUUCUCAAUAAAACCCUGGGAGGUGGGUGUUAUUGAUUUCUGAAUUUUCCAUAUGAGGAAACUGAGACCGAGAGACAUUAAUUUCAGCUAGCAAGUACAGGAGGCAAAGUUCAUACUCAGGUCUUCCAAACUCCCAAAUCCAGCACCCAAUUUACUCUGCUGUCCUUAAUUUCAAGCCUCUCAUUCUCUUUGAGCCCCAGUUUUCCUCAUCUGGAGAAGGAAGGAAUUGUAUUAAACAGCCACUGAGGUCUAUCUCAGCUCUAUAUUUAUGACCCUAACCUUCCUAUUAAGCCAGGAGAAUAAGGAGAGCAUGUAGUUUCCUAAAGAUCGGAGCAGAAAGAGUGGAUUGUUUCAUACACUUAGUGUCUCUUUGUCUCAUUCUCUUUUUCCCAUGCUGAAAGCUUCCUAUUCUCUCAUAGCAUUUCAGAGAGGUCUCUCCUCCACAGAACAGAUCUGUCUCCCAAGUGACCAGGUCCAACAAAUGGGAUUCUGCUUCAUUGGGUCAUUCACCCCGAACUUUAUUUUUCUCUUUUGCCAUGUUGGGCUCACUCUCCCAUGUUGUCCACUUUUUGGAUUCCGGGUUAUAAUGAAUGAAGUCCAGUCCUACGCAGUGUUAAUAAGUAUGUUCAUACUCAUUUGAAUCCUGGGUUCAUUCCCCUAUUUGACAACUGGAGUUAGGCCCCAAUGUGACUGUGUGAGCUAGUCAAAGACCUUAUUAUCCAAGCCCCUGAUCCUGAAUGACAUCCUUCAGAAGUGAUGAGGAAGGAAUCCAAGAAGUGGCCUUCGCAGCUUUGGGGAAGCAGUGAGAAAGCCUUCGGACACAGCAGGAAGCCUUUUAAUGGAUGUUAAAUGACCACUUUUCUAGGAUGUUCUUCAGCCACAUGUGUUUUGAGCAGCCUUACAGCUUUGAAAUUGUACAUUUUGGUGAUUCUGUGAAGAAAAGACUCCAGUUAAGGAAAGGGGACUCUAGAUCUUUCUAGACCCUCUUGCCUCAGAGCCAUGGCCUUUUGCUCUAAUAUUUCCUCUUCUUUUACUAUAAAUUGGAUGGAGAUGACAAGAUAAACUGUCUUCAAAGUCAGUAAAUUACUCAACAAACAUGUGUUAAGCUCCAACUAUGUAUCAGCUACUCUGUCAGGUGAUGGGGGUGUAGAGUCAAAAUGAAAGGAAGCAAUCCUUUCUCUAAAAGCAUUCACAUUUUAUUGUGAGGGAUGACAUCUAUAUGAGCAUUGAUGGGUGUGUAUGAUACACACACUUAUGUAGUCCAAAUUCAAAAGUCAAUUCAAGUUUGAUGGAAGAGUGUUAGCAGUUGGUAAUAAUCAGAAAGGAAUCCCUUGCAAGGUGGUCUUGAAGGAAGAAAGAGUGAUUCUAUUGAAGAGGUGAGGAGCAGUGCAUUCUAGGCAUGAGUUGGGGUCAAUGAAAAAGAAUGGAGAUGAGAAAUAUAGUACCCUAUGUGAGGAACAGAGAGAGUCUUGUUUGGCCAGACCAUAGGGUGUGGGAAGGAGAAUAGGGCAUCACAAGGCAAAAGGUGGUAGUUUAGGGCCAAGUUGCUAAGGGUGCAAAAAUGAUUCUGGAGUCAGCAAAUCUGUGAUCAAAUCCUGCCUCUGACAUUUAUGACCACUGUGGCCUUAGGCAAGUCAUGGGAACUCUCUAGGUCUUCAUUUCCUCUUCUAUAACAUGAGGGUGUUGGACUUGAUAGACUUUGAGAGCCCAUCUUGCUCCAGAAUGUCUUCUAUUUGAUUCUAGAGGUGAUAGAGAACCACUGGAGCUAACUGAAUAAGUGCAUGACAUGGCUAGAUCUUUACUUAAGGGAGCAUGAUAGAGAUCAAGGAUACUGGCAAGUCACAAGCUCACCUCAGCGCUAUGGAACAGAGGAGGAGGAGGAGGAUAAAGAUGAGGAUUCACAGGUUGGAAGUAUUUCUGUCAGUCAUAGACUGACUGGAUCUCUGGGUUAUAUCCUGGAAAUUGUGCCAUGCUUUACUCUGGGAUUAGAGCUCAAGAGACAUAGAGCAAGGGGGAAAUUGGAAGACUGGGCAAGGCUGCUUUAUGGGAUGCAUCAGCAGGUCUAGGAUGUGAGGUUUUCAUUCUAGGGCUGGGGUAGGUGGAGAGGGAAUGGAAUGCUGAAAGAACAAUCAAACACAGGGUGUUAGUGGGUGUGCUGACUGGAUAUCCAGGAUUGAAGUAUUGGUAUUCCUCUCCCUUUUUGGCCACAGCUGCCAGCUUAAGCUUCCAGUCUUUCACCACCAUUCCCGAGGUGCUGUACACAGAAGAUAUACAUCUUUCUGGAUCUGACAAGUUCAACUUCACCAAAAGAACCCUGCAGCAACCUUUGAAGAAUGGCUCAGAAACUGGAGUGAGUUGCCUGUACACACACAAGAGAAAUGUUAGAAGCUCAUUCAGAGACCAAGAGAAGGUUUACUGGGAUGCAAAAAGAGCAUUUCACUAAGCUGGGCUUUUCCUCCUCCCUUGAAAGAGACAGUCUACUCAAUGAUGAGGAGCACAACAGAAUCCCAAGCUCUUUCCUCUAUCCUCAUGCUACUUUCCCCUCCUCCUGCUAAAUUUCCAUUCUGAUUCUGACCUUAAUGUUCUCUCAAAGAAUCAUUAUUUCUCAAUACCCUUUUAUUACACCAAACACAGAAAAUAAACCAUGCCCCUAUCUA
Messenger RNA from Monodelphis domestica (gray short-tailed opossum), 4540 nucleotides. Its product is annotated as mucin-16-like. NCBI's taxonomy places the organism in Eukaryota, Metazoa, Chordata, Mammalia, Didelphimorphia, Didelphidae. The record is from RefSeq and is a predicted model, not a curated record.